Molecule: messenger RNA, 1374 nt
Organism: Scedosporium apiospermum
Lineage: Eukaryota; Fungi; Ascomycota; Sordariomycetes; Microascales; Microascaceae
Exons: 3
Coding region: 1-1374 (457 amino acids)
Biological process (GO): nucleocytoplasmic transport
Cellular component (GO): nuclear pore
Molecular function (GO): structural constituent of nuclear pore
Source: RefSeq, a predicted model, not a curated record
AUGGCGCUCGCGCGAUCGGCCAGCGGUCCUGGUGGACUGUCCAUCAACACAGGUGCUGCAAAUUUAUUUGGCUCCGCUGCCUCGCAGGCUCCCGCAGCCGGUGGCCUCUUCGGCACCGCCGCGAAGCCCGCGACGGGCGGUCUGUUCGGAAGCGCUACUACGACCACACCCCAGCAAACAGGCGGUCUCUUCGGUUCGACGCAGGCUGCCCCCCAGGCGCAGACGACGGGCGGACUCUUUGGAGCGGCGGCGAAUAAACCCGCGGGGGGCGGACUCUUCGGCGGCCAGCAGACGCAGCAACAGCAGCAGAGCGGUGGGCUGUUUGGCUCGACAGCGACGACCCAGCCUAGCGGUGGAGGACUCUUUGGGGGUGCCACGCAACAGGCUGCGAAGCCGAGUCUCUUUGGUGCGGCUACUACUUCUGCGAUUCAGCAGCCUCAGCAGACUGGUGGGUUAUUUGGAGCGUCGACGGCGGCGCAGCCGCAGCAGGCGUCGUCGCUGUUUGGAGGUGCGCAGCAGCAGCAGCAGCAGCAGCAGCAGAAGCCGGCGGGUGGAUUGUUUGGCGCUACGACGACUACUCAGCCGCAAGGCAGCUCUUUGUUUGGGCAGCCUCAGCAGGCCCAGACGGGUAGUAUCCUUGGUGGCCAGCAACAACAGGGUGUCCAGCAAGCGGCCCCCGGUGUCCGAGUCGACCUCACGCAAGUCAAGGGCUCCACCAAGUUCGACGACCUAACCAAGGAGGGCCAAGCGCUCAUCACCACAAUCGAAGCCGCUAUCCAAAAGGUGAGCAAGUGGAAAGACGAGAUCGCCGGCUACACGCCCGUGCACGAGCAAGAAAUCAAACAACUGGCCGUCGACGUAGCCUACCUCCAAAACAAAUACGAACUCGUCAAGCGCGCCGUCCUCGAAGGCGACGUCGCAGCCGUCCAGGAACUCCGCAACCUCAGCAACAAGAACAUCGACGACGCGCAGACGGUCGGCCGCGCCGUCGAGAACCUCAAACUCCCCGCGCACUACCACCUCCCCGGACUCUGGACGGCGUCGGGCGCUAACACGAGCUUCGGGGCCGAUCCCAACGAGACGGAUCUCAUUGGGUUCUUUAACAGGCAGUGCGCGCAGCUGAGCGAGCGGGAUCAGAAGCUCAGGGCGUAUCUGGCGGAGAUUCAGCAGCAUAUGCCCAACGUGGAGGGGGGUCUGUACCAGAAGCUUACGGCGCUGCAGAAUCAUAUGGGGAAUUCGAAUAGUGCGUUUGAGGAGAUGAAAGCGACGUUGGUGGAUAUGAGGAAUGCCAUUAUAAGGCAAGCUGUGGAGGUGGGGAAGACGAGGGAGGCGUUGACGAAGUUGCAAAUGGCGUUCCUUAAUCCUAUUCUUUAG